Molecule: messenger RNA, 1702 nt
Organism: Syngnathus typhle (broad-nosed pipefish)
Lineage: Eukaryota; Metazoa; Chordata; Actinopteri; Syngnathiformes; Syngnathidae
Product: chemerin-like receptor 1
Exons: 4
Coding region: 385-1398 (337 amino acids)
Biological process (GO): positive regulation of cytosolic calcium ion concentration; complement receptor mediated signaling pathway; chemotaxis
Cellular component (GO): plasma membrane
Molecular function (GO): G protein-coupled receptor activity; complement receptor activity
Source: RefSeq, a predicted model, not a curated record
AGGGAGACGGGGAGGGAGGGAGGUCCGCUCAUGCCUUUGAACGGCGCCGUCUGUUUCGACCAUUCCGCACAAGGAAAGUGGACCAGUUCGCCACGCUGGCCCUUUAUGCUUCCACUUUUCCGUUCUUCAUCUGAGCUCUUUACCUACAGGAACUCAUCUUCUCCUUCUUCUUCUCCCUCAGUGGUGGCUGGAACUGGCCUGCAAGCAAAAAAAUAUGGGAAGUUAUGUAGUUGCAUGGGAGUCAGCAGAAAUAUGCUUUAUGUGUGGAUUGCUUCAAACCCAGACCAGCACACAAAGUAAGUACGAACAAUUUGGUUUUGUCUUGACUAGAGUGGUACAAGUUCAAUUGGAAACUUUCUUUGGAGGACUGCUUAGGAUCCAGGAAUGUUCACAUUUAGGAUGACUGUGGAUUACAUCGAGUUUGGAGAUUACACCGCCGACAACGAAAGCGAACAAAAUGUCAGCCUCUUUGGCACGGUGAAUGUUGGCGGCAACCAAGCGUCUUUGACUCCUUUCCUGGUGGCCGUCAACGUCUUGGUCUGCGUGGUGGGCCUGGCCGGGAACUCCCUGGUGAUCUGGAUCUGCGGCUGGAAGAUGAAAAGAACAGUCAUCACCACUUGGUACCUGAGCCUGGCCGUCUCCGACUUGUUGUUCUGCGCCCUCCUGCCCUUGGAGGCGGCCUACACGCUCACCUCGCACUGGCCUUUCGGACUAGCGCUGUGCAAGCUGGCGUCCUCGGCGCUCUUCUUCAACAUGUUCAGCAGCGUCUUCCUUUUAGUUGUGAUCAGCGCCGACCGAUGCGUGCUGACCUGCUUCCCGGUGUGGUCGCGGAACCGCCGCACGGUCCGCGGGGCCUCGGCGGCCGUGGCGCUCACGUGGGUGCUCUCGGCGCUCCUCACCCUGCCCUCGCUGGCUGUCCGGCAAACGGCGCUCCAAGGAGACGUGGUCCGAUGCUACGUGCGCUACACGGCGCCGUCCAGGCACAAGGCGGUGGCGUUGAGCCGCUUCCUGUGCGGCUUCCUGGUGCCUUUCCUGGCCAUCGUGUGCUGCAGCGCCGUGCUGGCGGCCAAGCUGCGAGGGAUGAGCAUCAGAUCCAGCAAGCCUUACAAAAUCAUGGCGGCCCUCAUCUGCUGCUUCUUUGUGUGCUGGGUUCCCUACCACACUUUUGUUCUCCUGGAGUUGGACGUGAAGAAAGUCAGCCUGGAGAGUCUUCAUACCGGCAUGCGAGUGGGCACCACUCUGGCUGCGGCAAACAGUUUUCUAUCACCCGUUCUUUAUAUUUUCAUCGGUAACGACUUCAACCGAAUGUUAAGACGCUCGCUGACGGAAAGGUUGGAGUCAGUGAUGGAUGUCCGGACUGGACCUUCUCAGUCAGUGCAAAACAUGCCAAAUGUUUGAGUCCAUAUGGAUGCUGUUGGUGUGGCUCUGAUGCUCGACAUGAGUCAUUCGCUCAACAUGAGAUGCUUAACACCGUUCUCUGGUGAACUUUUCGAAACGGAGUGUCAUGACUACUUCACUUUGUCUUUUGUUCCAUUUCAUUUUCAUUUCCUCUUCAAGCCUUUCGUUUAUGAGUGUACACAUUCCCCAACGCUAACCUUACUCUUUUUCUUUUUUGGGGGGGCAAGUGAACGUGCACACAAAAUGUGACCUCUGCAUUUCAUGUUUCUCAGCUACAUUUCCGGAAUAAAGCGACGCUACAGUC